AUGAAGUCUUUCUCAGUCUACGCAAUUCUACUCGGUGUUACCUCCGCUGUGGCAGCCUCAUACAAGACUGGAGCCGACAAGGACGCGAUAUCUUGGGCACCUCUUAGCCGUAACUGUAACGUGUUCAAGGAGACAUAUCAAAUUAACGUUUAUGAUGGUAUUAAUUAUCUUUAUGCAAUCGGCAACGGCGGAUGUACUGCUCCCGCGGGUUGGGGCGGCUGUAUCCGAACUACUUGCAACAACAACGCUGCGAUCUUCCUCUGCAAUGACCAUCCUACAUCUAUAACGGUGCCCUCAAUGCAGUGGGAAUCAACGAGUACUGCAUCAGAUAUGAAUAUAUCUCGCCACUACCUGGCUCAGGGGCUAUUGGAAACUGGAUUCAUCACGUUAGGGGACAGGGUCUUGGUUUAUGUUGGCGGGUCAGUCAGGUCGGUAAUGGACAGUUGUGGAGAAUUCCUUUGGUACACGGAAAAUGUCUGA
This is a messenger RNA of Trichoderma virens Gv29-8, 480 nucleotides long. RefSeq lists its product as uncharacterized. The transcript is spliced from 8 exons. NCBI's taxonomy places the organism in Eukaryota, Fungi, Ascomycota, Sordariomycetes, Hypocreales, Hypocreaceae. The record is from RefSeq and is a predicted model, not a curated record. The coding region runs from base 1 to 480 and encodes 159 amino acids.